GGGGAACAAAUCCGCAGCGAGCAAAUGUCGUGAUGUCAUCACGUUGUCUCGGAGCUAACCAAUCCACUUCGAUCUUUAAGAGGGGAGGGGCUCUUCAGCUUGGAGUAGCGUCGUUCACAACCGACACAAGGCGAAAGUUAGUAACAGGCAUGUCUCCAGAGGAUGAACUCCAGAGUCCCUCCCUUGGUUUCAGCUCUACCAGGGAGGAUGUCACUCUGAGCUGUGGUGACCUAGCCAGCUCUCAUGAACUGGGGAGAAGGAGCAGAGCACGCAGCAGUCUCCACAUGAGGACCCCAGAGGCUGAUAUUAAUGGCCGUGGAGAUUAUGCCAAUGGAAAGAGCCCCUUCCUGAAAAUACUGAUGGAUGCGGAAGCGGCUGCCAACUCCGCUGCCAUACAUCUCGUGUCUUUUAAAGAUGCCAUGGAAGAUGAAUUUGCUGAUUCAAAGCAGUCUGCCACUGAUAAGCGCCGGAUUUCAAGGCAGAGAGGACUUUUGCUGGAGAAGCUGGAGGACUUUCGACGAAUAAAUAAGUCUGUUCGACAGAAACUGAAACAGCUCAGAGAUUCAGAGGCUGAUCGAGUUCAUACAAACCAUCAAAUUGACAACUUACUCAAGAAGAUCACACAGGCUGAGAGUGAAAAUGAGCAUUUAAAAAAAGAUUUGAGUGACACAGAAAGAAGAGCUGAAGAACUGAUGGCUCUGCGGAGAGAAGAGCAGGAGAACAUGAAGAGUGCAGUUCACAUGACCAAGACUGUGGAGGCGACCCGUGCUCACCUGCAGGGGCAACUGCGCCACAAGGAGGCCGAAAACAAUCGCCUGACUGUUCAGAUACGGACUCUGGAGAGGACUCUGGUUGAGCAGAAGAUGGAGAUUGACGAUCUCAAAGGCUCAAUCACAUGUUUAACUGAGAAGGCAGCACAGGACAAAGAAUCCCUCAAGAAAGCCAAUCGAGCCCAAAAACUUAGAGCGGAGAGAUUCGAGGCAGCAAUUGAGAAAUGUUAUGCGCAACUGAAGGAAAAGGAUGCUCAGCUGACCAGAGCACAUUUAGAGAGAGACUCCAGGAGGCAACAGAAGGAGCAGACGACAGAUGAGACGAACAAACUUGUUGCUCAAAUAGAAUUUCUGAAAAGUCAGGUUGGUGAUUUGACAGCUAGGCUGCAGAAAGAGACGGAUGAGCUCACAGCAGCCAACGAAACUGUGAUGCAACGCGCUGAAAAACUCAGUGCUGAAAAUGGAGACCUCAGCGUCAGUAAUGCAAAACUCAAGACAUAUGUUGCUGAGUUGGAGCAGCAGCUGGCUGACUGUGAGUCUGCGCUGGUGGAGGAGAAGGUGGCGGCGCAGGAGAGGAAACAUCAAACCGAGCAGCACCAAUAUCAGGUUGCAGAGCUUCAAGCAGAGAUAGACGAUCUGAGGAUAAAGUAUGCAAUUGUUGUAAGAGAGGCGGAGACGACGCGAGAUGGAAAAGAUACAGAAGUUGAGAAGGUGAGGCAGGAGCUGCAGGGGCGCGUCGACCAACUGGAGUCUUACCCCGAGUUACUGAGUGCAGCUGAGCAGAGUCUCUUUGAGUGCCAGGAGAACCUGCGACGCUCGGAGAGGAAGUGCUCAGAAAAGUCAGAGUCCAUUAGGCAACUGCAGGUUCAGAUGGAGAGCCAGACGAAGCAGCUGAGAUCAUCUGUGGACAUGAAAGAGUCGAUUCAUGAAGCCAAUUCACAACUACAAGAGAAAAUGGCUUCUCUGCACAAGCAGAUGGACAAGCUGCAGCAGGAGAACCUGGAGCUGGUUCGGAAGCUCGCCGCUCAGGAGGAGGCUCUAGGCUACAGUAACCGGCAGCUGGAUCAGCGCUCGUCAGAGUGUCAGGCCCUCAGCCGGCAGCUGGAGGCGGCUUUAUCAGACGUCAGACAGCAGGUCAGCAAGGUAAAGGACCAGGCUGUUUCCAGAGAAGAGGCCCUUCAGACGAAAAUCCUGGAGCUGGAAGCCGAGAGGAGCAGAAGGGACAGCGAGCUGAGGCUUCUCCGCCAGAGCAAGCUCUCUGCAGAGAAACAGUUCGAGUUGCGCCUGAAGGACCUGCAGCUCAGCCUGGACCAAUCAGAGAGCCACAAGCAAAGCAUUCAGAACUACGUCGAUUUCCUCAAAAACUCUUAUAAGACCAUGUUUGACGAGGGACUGCAGACUUCAACUUUUGGAUCAUCAUAUUUUCUAAAAUGAUACAGGAUGAAUCUUUUUGCAUUAUAUGUUUGUUUUGUGUAAUAUUUAUAAUUUAUUUAAAGACAAGAAUGAAACUGGUAAGCAACAGAUUAUGUUAUAUUAAUUUAUCCCUUUUUAGAUGCGAAUCAGGGGGUUUUGUUUUUUAAAGGUAGAAAUCUGCUGCUGCUGUUGAUGUUUGAUACAGAUUUUUAAUAGAUUUUUUUUUUGGUGCUGCUUCGUCUUAUUCCCAUAUAACAAGGAGUCAGUUGCAUAUUUCCUAGUCUUGAUUUCAGAAUGAUUUUAGAUAGUCAAGUAGGACUUAUCUCUUCCUGAUUUGAAUUGAAUAUCUUUGGGCUUUAGACUGUUGGUCAGAUAAAACAAGCAAUCUGAAAAUGGGACAUUGGGAUCUAUUUUCUGAUUCUCUCUUUAACUAAAAUGAUUCAUCAAGAUGCCAAAACAGGUUUUCGGAUCAGUCAGUCACGUGCCACUAGGUGGAACUGUUUUGCCAGUCAUGUUUUUGUAAGGCGACUCAUUUACACACAUUGCAUCGUGCAUUUAGUCGACAGUCUACCUUAGUCAGAUUAAGUCUCAGUCUGUCUUUGUGCAACUGGCUCUAUAUCAAACUUUUUUGCCAUGUUUAGAAGCUGCACAGACUGUAUAUACACCCAGUGAUGAAAGCAAUUAUAAAUCAAUACUGGUCGUGCUUGAAAACCAAAUGUUAUGCGGGUGCACAUUUUCAGUGGUGCUACAUUUGACUAUGAAACACUUCUGUUAACCUUCUGAUACUGAAAACAACCAUGUGACUGUCCUUCUCGUGAUCAUAAAACAAAACGUGUGACGCACUGAAUAUCAAAUGUGUUUAUGGUUCUGAACCUCAGCUGGACUGAGACGACUGAUGCAGAAAAUCGAUUGUUUGGCUGCUAGCUGUGAAGCUCGUGCCUUCAGGGUUGCAGACAUGAUUACUGAGAUACGUGCAACACUGGGAUUCUUCCAAACCACUUUAAACUCUCGCUCGCAAUUUACCUAAAAAACAGUUUGUUUUGUCCUGUUCUUGUUCUGCUCUUGUAUCGAUGGUAAUAAAUGAGUCCAGACCUGC
Molecule: messenger RNA, 3279 nt
Organism: Acanthopagrus latus (yellowfin seabream)
Lineage: Eukaryota; Metazoa; Chordata; Actinopteri; Spariformes; Sparidae
Product: outer dense fiber protein 2-like
Exons: 17
Coding region: 33-2204 (723 amino acids)
Biological process (GO): negative regulation of cilium assembly
Cellular component (GO): centrosome; ciliary basal body
Source: RefSeq, a predicted model, not a curated record